This is a messenger RNA of Lepisosteus oculatus (spotted gar), 6881 nucleotides long. RefSeq names its product neuronal acetylcholine receptor subunit alpha-4. Gene Ontology annotation, molecular function: acetylcholine receptor activity; acetylcholine-gated monoatomic cation-selective channel activity. Gene Ontology annotation, biological process: nervous system process; signal transduction; monoatomic ion transmembrane transport. NCBI's taxonomy places the organism in Eukaryota, Metazoa, Chordata, Actinopteri, Semionotiformes, Lepisosteidae. The record is from RefSeq and is a predicted model, not a curated record. Gene Ontology annotation, cellular component: plasma membrane; postsynaptic membrane; synapse.
CUGAAGUCUUAUUCCCAGCUGCGCAGCAGUCUGCGUGCCUGAGCACAGACACAGACUGAGCAGACUGAGCAGGACACAGAGGGAGAGGCAGCUGAGAGGGGAGGCUUCAGGCGGACUCCGACACCUAGGAGAGGGAGGAAAACUCUCGCACGCGCGCCGCAGCAGGGCAGAGAUUGUGCAGCAGAGAAAUGGGGACCACGAGGGAGCAGGAGCUGUGAUCAGACCCCGCCGUUCUGGGGGAGAAGCCAGCUUACCGAAUAGGGAAAAAUCAAAGGAAAAGGACGUGCUGAAACUUUGCUCUCCUCUCUGCUCCUGUUCGUGGUCUUCCCUUUGUGUUCACCUGUCCCCAAAGAGAGUGUGGAGAAUGCAAUGAGAAAAAGCAAUAAAAUGCCAGCAGGAGCCGGGGAGGACAAGCACAGGUGCAGCGAGAGGGAACAAGGGUGACUGUUGGGUGGAGAAGGAAGAUCUUGUCACCUCCGAACUUGCUACUUCGAGCUGGGACUGCCGCCAGAGCCUCUCGGUCCUUUGCCAUGCAGUUCCUUGCUCCUUGCAUCCACGCACUGGGUGUUCUCCUGCUUCUCCUGCCUCUCUCAGCUUAUGGCCACACAACAGUACGGGCCCAUGCUGAGGAGAGGCUCCUAAAGAAUCUCUUCACUGGCUACAACAAGCUGUCCCGUCCAGUGGCCAAUAUCUCUGAUGUGGUCCUGGUACGGUUCGGCCUGUCCAUUGCCCAGCUCAUAGACGUGGAUGAGAAGAACCAGAUGAUGACUACAAAUGUCUGGGUCAAACAAGAAUGGCAUGACUACAAACUAAGGUGGAACCCUCAAGAUUAUGAGAAUGUCACCUCAAUCCGUAUCCCAUCCGAACUCAUCUGGAGGCCAGACAUCGUCCUCUACAACAAUGCCGAUGGAGACUUUGCUGUCACUCACCUUACUAAAGCGCACCUCUUUCAUGAUGGACAGAUCAAAUGGAUGCCCCCAGCCAUCUACAAGAGCUCCUGCAGCAUCGAUGUCACUUUUUUCCCCUUCGACCAGCAGAACUGCACCAUGAAGUUUGGGUCCUGGACGUACGACAAGGCCAAGAUUGACCUGGUGAGCAUGGCGAACAACGUGGACCAGAUGGACUACUGGGAGAGCGGGGAAUGGGUGAUCGUCGACGCCGUGGGGACGUACAACACCAAGAAAUACGAGUGCUGCACAGAAAUCUACCCCGACAUCACGUUCUACUUCAUCAUCAGGAGGCUGCCACUGUUUUAUACCAUCAAUCUGAUCAUCCCGUGCCUGCUCAUUUCCUGCUUGACCGUCCUGGUGUUUUACCUGCCCUCUGAGUGCGGGGAGAAAAUCACCCUCUGCAUCUCGGUCCUCCUCUCCCUGACCGUCUUCCUCCUCCUGAUCACGGAGAUCAUCCCGUCCACUUCCCUGGUGAUCCCCCUGAUCGGGGAGUACUUGCUCUUCACCAUGAUCUUCGUCACCCUCUCCAUCAUCAUCACCGUCUUCGUGCUGAACGUCCACCACCGCUCUCCCCGGACGCACACCAUGCCCCACUGGGUGCGGAGGGUCUUCCUGGACAUCGUCCCCCGGGUCCUGUUCAUGAAGAGGCCCACGACGGUGAAGGAAAACUGCAAGAAGCUGAUCGAGAUGAUGCACAAGAAGGGGAGCACCCCCACGUUCUGGUCCGAACAGACCUUCGAGGCCGAGCAGACCUUCCCCAGCUCGCCCUUGGACAGUCCUGACAGUCCCCCACCCACCUCCACCCCGCCCUUGUGUCACCCCCUCGAAGAUCCUCCAGCCAAGGUGCAGCUGCUCUGCAAGUCCCCCUCCAGCCAAUACUCCAUCCUCCUGGAGGAAACCAGCCAGCCAGGCUGCUCCUCCCCUCCUGCCUCGCACCUACUGGCCCCAGACAAGCCGUGCUCCUUCCCCAAGACCAGGUCUUUAAGCGUCCAGUACUCCUUUGGUGAAAGGGAGCUCCCCCAGACCACAGCCCGUUGCAGGUCCAGGAGCAUCCAGUACUGCUGCCUGCAUGAGGAGUCGUCCCAGAGCAACGGGCACGCCAGCGGCAAGUGUAGCAGGUCCCCGACGCUCCAGAGCCACCUGCUGGCGGACGAGGGAACUGACAGCGGCCAGGCCCCCUGGAAGUGCACAAAGAUCCCGGAGACGGCCAUGUCUUCCCAGAGGGCAGCGAAACUGUUCAGCGCCAAAGAGCAGCACAUCCUCCUGAUGUCCCCUUCCAUGAAGCUGGCCAUUGAAGGGGUGCAGUACAUCGCGGGUCACCUGAGGGCGGAAGAUGCAGAUUUUUCUGUGAAAGAGGACUGGAAGUACGUUGCGAUGGUGAUAGACAGGAUAUUCCUCUGGAUGUUCAUAAUGGUUUGCAUUCUGGGAACAGUGGGGCUGUUUCUCCCUCCCUGGUUGGCAGGAAUGAUCUAGCAGAGGAGAAAAUGGAUGCUGUCACACCUGGUGGGCAAAAAGAGAAACCAUAAAUAAUUUAGUAUUCCCUCUUUUUUUAAAAAAACACUUUGCUUUUGUUUUUGGUGAGCAUUGGGAGGGAAAGAGGGUGUCAGAAAACUUGUCUUCAACACUGGUGUUACUUUUUAAUCUACUUAUCUGAGGUAUUUUAUUUCCAUUUCUUUCGAGUUAGAAAAAAGCAAGUGUCCUCUGAAAAAUUACAUUUUAACUUUACUGUUAAUCUCUUACUUCACUGAAAUGUGUCAAUUAGUAAUAUAGUUCUCUGAUAAAUAAAUGCAUAGACAACACAUGUAGGGAAAGGGUUUUUAAAAAGUAAUCCAUUACAGUUACAAGUUGCUUGUUCUUGUGAAAAGUAUAAGGAAUUACUUUUUAAAAGGAUCUUACUUUAACAUUGUAUGUAGCCAGAUGACCUGUCACUGUCUGUGCUCCCUUUUAUAAGAAAGGUCCCCACUCAAAACUUGAACAACAGUAAUCCUACAAUUUUCCAGAAUUGCAGUAUUAAAUACUGUAUGCCCUGAAAUAUAAAACAACUGUAAUUGUUUUAUAUUUCAGAUACAUCUCAGAGCAGUCUUGUGUCUCUGACUGGUCUCCAAAUGCAGUGAUUCCCCAGUCCCUAUCACAUUAAAUUGAUUAACUGUAUUUGAAGGACCUGGAGGGGAAUUUAUUACUUAUUUUUAAGGAAUGAUUAAAAGGUUUAAUUAAAUUCAAACUGAACAAGCUUUGUUGAAAUAAUAAAAAGCAGAAUCUGAUACCUUCAGAGAUCUAUCUAAAUGACAAAAAAGACAGCAGAACAGUGUUAGCAAUUCAGAAAAUAAACAGUAAAACAUGAACCUGAUUCCAGAAAAGGGACAACCUGUACAUGAAAAGGAAGUAAAAGCCAAAAACAGGUAGACCUUCUUCACCUAAAGGGUCAUGGCAUUAAGAAGCAAGCUACCCGACCAUGUUGUUAAAGCUGAUAUCCUUGCAUCACUUUUAAACUAACUACCUAACAAGCUAGAUUGGAGAAAAUCUAUCUUUCCUUUUCUUAUGUUCUUAUUUUCUAGGUCUCCUGACAAAAGCAGGAAAGACCUAAAAGCAGAAAACUAAUUUGAAAAACUUGUACCAUUUCUUCUAUUAAAAAAGAUUAUUAAAGACGCAAAUGCCAAAUUUACUGAAGAAAAACAGCAAAACAAAAUAAAUCUCUUAGUGGUUCAAGUGAAUCAGGUGCUAUAAAUUAGAAUAUUGUACUGUUAAUGUCUCAGAAAAAGAUAUUGCUGCUCUGGAAUAGGGCAAAUGUACAGUGGCUAAACAUAUUCCCGUGGUUAAAUAAAUGUGUUUCAGUGGCCCGUUAACAAUAAAAAAACUAUAAUUAAAAUAAAAAACCUAGUCCUGAACUUCUUAGUCCUGACCAAUUCAAGUAUUCAGAACCCUCAAGCAUGUUAACAAAAUCAACUCAAUGGAUUUAAAGAGCAGCAGGGAAACGGAAUCUACAGGACAGAAGCAGAAACAAAAGAGAUUUUUUUUUCGAUCGAGAACAGCAAUUCAAAACAAAAAAGGAGUGUGAAACAAGCUGCCCAGCCAUAUAAUUGAAAUCAAACCCUUCUCUUCUUUUACGAAAUGGCUGGAUGAGAUUUGGAUCACUUAGCUACUAGCAACUAAAUAAAUUCAGCUGAUCAAAGGCCCUUCUCUUGUCUGAAAUCGUUCUCAGGUUCUUAUCUAUCAGCACAGCCUUUCCUGAGACCUCUAGAUCUGCUCAUCAGAACUUCAAGAAAACUCAUUAAACGCUCAUGUCUGAGAACACUUAAAAAUGUGUAGUCCCUGUUUUUUAACCUACUUCAACAAUUUUGAAUUAAUUAAGGCUUGUUCUUUAAAGCUUAAAUAUUUCUUAUCAAUAGAAUUGAAAGGGAGAAUUUUAUCUUAUUUUUAAUUUUACAGUGAAAUAAAAAAUAACAUGAAAAUGUUUUGCUUUUUAGCAUUAAAGAUAUUUAUUUUAAUUUCACGCUACAUUAAGACAUGAAAAAUUAAGUUUGCCUUAAAAUACCUAGGUUUGAUGACAAAGUAGCUGUAUCUGUACACAAAUUAACCACAUGCCUGUGGUUAAUUUGUGUUGAUGAUUUACCUUCUGAAAAAUCUGAUGUCUUGCACCCACAGCAAGGGCAUCUCACACUCCCAGGAGGUGAGUGCACCCCAGAUUAAGAACCACUGCCAUAGGCAGUCAUAGGAUCAACAGGAAAUCCACAGGUUUUUUACCUUCUAGAGCUGAUCACCACUAGAGUUUGGUUUCUAAAGGACAACAAAUACCCUUAUAAAACUAUAAAUGUUUUUUAAACAUUUUGAGAGUAAACAUGAACAUUUUCGUACUGUACAAACGAUCGAACCAUUUGCACAACCAUCUAUUAAACGUGUACUGCAAAAAAAGCUGUGGUAUCCGUGUGUAGUUACUUAUUGUCUUCAGUGGACGGUGGAGAAAUUUCAGAAAGGAGAAUCUUUUGUUUAAAAUUAUAGAGGAAAGAUAUGAGCCUGUAAAAUAAAGGGGAUUGCUUACUGGGAUUGCAAUGUGCCCUCCUCUGUGUGAAAUGUUCAUUCAUGAAUGAAAUCUGUGCCACUUUUGAUAGACCUUGCCUUUUUCUUCUGUAUGCACUAAAAUAGAUGGUAUAUACGGUAGUUUUAAUUGGCUGAAACAUAUAUAGUACAAUAUGAUUUAACGCUCCAAUAAUUACAGCUAAUAAAUACCGCCUUCAUAUACUAAGUCCCUUCAUUUGUAGUGCACUUAAUAGCAUAUAAACACAGCAAAUAUAAUCUAUUGAAAAGUAUAGGUGGGAUUUUAGGAACAGUAAGGAAUAGAUGUCCCAUGUGUUAUCAGCUGAAGUCAGUAAAUGCAUUCAGCCUCUGACCAAUUUCCACUACAGAGGGAAAACUGGAAUGCUGCUUUAAAAAGAAAAAGAGGUUUAACCUUGGUAUUUUAUCUGAACCUCUGCAGCGUAUCUAAAAGCACCAGACCCACUGAGUUCUAAUGGUCCUCAGAGUUAAAAAAACAUUCUUUUAACUACAAAUUUGAUUACAAAUUCUAAUUCACAAGCCCUAGGCUUUAAAACAAGUCUGUGUUAGAUGCUGAAGGGGACACAAAACUCCCGUAUAAGGAUGAAUGAAGAGGGUGAAAAUUUAGAUUACUGGUCACGCAUGCAUUUUGUGCAUUACUUUGUGAAUAUGAAAUAAUGUUACUGUACAUAGGAGGACGUUUACAGAUAUUUUGACAUGAUAGGUAAUAAACUAUGUUUAAAGAACUUCUGAGAGAGCAUGUCUGAGAGAGCAUGCUUUUAGAAGGCUACUGAAAUCUCUGCUGUCUGACUUCCAAUAAAUAUUCAUUAUACGUACGUUCCAUACUCCUGAUCCUUCUUCACAUUCAGUUCACCUCUCCUACACUGUAGGAUUAGUAUCAAGUUCAAGUUUAUUUGUCAAUCCAGCCAUAUAAAAGUACUGUAUACAGAGGAGCUAGAUAUCGUUCCUCAGGUCUACAGAGAAGACACUGACAAGGCAAUGCUAUAAACAAUGUAGACAUAGACAGCAGACAGGAUCCCUGACAUUAGGCAAAAAAGAACUAGGUUUUCAGAUUUGGAGUAGGUGCAGUAGGUACCAGGGUGCUGAGGAGCCUGACAGCCUGUGGAAAAACGUUGUUACGGAGUGUGGUGGAGCUAGCCUGUAUACUGCGAUACCUUGUACCAGAUGGUAGAAGGGCAAAGAGGUUGCAGGAGGGCUGGGAGGGAAUGUCCACAAUACUGGAUGCCUGGUGUGUGCAGCGUUUGUGGUACUAUAGAUGUCCUGAGUGGGUGGAAGGGAGGCUCCAAUGAGGUUUCCUGCUGUAUUGACAAUUCGUUGCAGGAACUUGUGGUCUGAGACCUUACAAUUCCCAAACCAAACAAUGAUACAGUUUGUCAAGAUGCUCUUGAUGGUACCUGUAUAGAAUGUGGAUAGUAUGGGAGGAAGGUUUGACCUUCUCAGUCGCCGCAGGAAGUGGAGACGUUGUUGUGCUUUUUUUAGCUAGUGAGGUGGUGUUGAUGGUCCAAGUGAGGUCAUCUGUGAUAUGCACAACAAAUAUGCACAUUUGCUUUCAGUUAAAACGUUUCACCUCUAUGCAGAGGAUGCUUAAAUACAGAGCAAGUGACAAAGAUUAAAACCAAGCCUGAUGUACCUAAUAGGGUCUUAUUUCAACACUCAUAUAGUCCCAACAGACAAACCUAUGAAAAAAGUAAGAUAUGACAAGAACUCACAGAGAAAGAGAUUAAAUAUACUGGAUGGGAUAAAAAAAUGACAAAAAGGUCAUUCAAUAUUUUUUCAAGGUUUUAACUCAUGCAAGGUCUUUAAACCAUGAAGCUAUGGAUAUCAAGAACCCCAGCAGCAAAGAAACACUAUAAGUCUAAAACAUUAAAUGGACCUGCUGUU